AUGGUACAGAAGCCAUACCCCACCCCGUUGGUCAUCCAACCGCUCCAUGAAGAACAUACAUAUACCAUCAUCUCUCUUCACGGGAGAGGUAGUAAUGCCGAGCGUUAUGGCUGCGAGCUCCUUCAAUAUGGAAAUCUCCAAGCUCGACUCCUGACUGUGAAAUUCAUCUUCCCAACCGCGCGGAAACGGCGUGCCACAAUCUUCAAACGGAUGCCUAUCAACCAGUGGUUCGACAACUACUCCCUUGACGGCCCUGGACAGAAGGUAGACCUACAAGUAGAAGGUCACUGUGAGACUGCUGGAUUUAUCCGCGGUUUGAUCGAUGAAGAGGGUUUGAUUUUAGGCGAGGGAGGCCAUCAAAAGAUCAUCGUCGGGCAUUUCACGCUGCUGGGUGGCUGGAAUGAUUCUGAUGCAGAGAAAUUUAUCGGGGCUUUUGUUGGGAUGAGUGGAUGGCUUCCUUUUGAACAGCAGCUACGGGAUAUUCUUCGCUGCGAUGACAGCCCUGUCGCGAGUCAAAAUGAGCAGCAUGAAACUCAAUCAGACGAUUCCGACACGGAUGAGGAUGAAAGCUCCGAGCAGGAGACGGAUAGUGAUGAAGAUGUAGAUGAAUCUACAGCUACAGUCUCUGACUCUGAAUCGGAUGACGACCCAUUCCAACGGACCAGCUCCGUGCAUGACGAUGUGAACGUUUUUGAAGGAGACGAAGAAGAAGCGCCAGUGCUCGUCCAAGCUAUCAACCAUAUCCGCGACAUUCUUGAUCUUUCCAGCAUCUCCACGAACAAGGAGUCAUCAGAAAACGAAUUAUCACUCACCUGCUUGUAUCACCUUCAAACACCUGUGUUUCUGGGCCAUUUCCGUCACCCUUGGUGA
This is a messenger RNA of Penicillium cataractarum, 870 nucleotides long. Its product is annotated as Phospholipase/carboxylesterase/thioesterase. Gene Ontology annotation, biological process: protein depalmitoylation. Lineage: Eukaryota; Fungi; Ascomycota; Eurotiomycetes; Eurotiales; Aspergillaceae. Gene Ontology annotation, cellular component: cytoplasm. Gene Ontology annotation, molecular function: palmitoyl-(protein) hydrolase activity; carboxylic ester hydrolase activity. The record is from RefSeq and is a predicted model, not a curated record. The transcript is spliced from 2 exons. Bases 1 to 870 code for a protein of 289 amino acids.